Molecule: messenger RNA, 2457 nt
Organism: Gambusia affinis (western mosquitofish)
Lineage: Eukaryota; Metazoa; Chordata; Actinopteri; Cyprinodontiformes; Poeciliidae
Product: homeobox protein MSH-C-like
Exons: 2
Coding region: 944-1789 (281 amino acids)
Biological process (GO): embryonic morphogenesis; regulation of transcription by RNA polymerase II
Cellular component (GO): nucleus
Molecular function (GO): RNA polymerase II transcription regulatory region sequence-specific DNA binding; DNA-binding transcription factor activity, RNA polymerase II-specific
Source: RefSeq, a predicted model, not a curated record
CCCCGAGGUAUCUUCCGGUUGUUUUUUUUUUGUUUGUUUUUUUUUUUUUUUUAUCCUGCAGAGCCUGGCGCCUCGCAAAACGCAACUUUGUCUGGCUUAUUAAAUAGUAUGACCUGGAGAAAGAAAACGCCUGUUGCUUCUCAGCCGAGGCCAUUGUGAGGGAGAGGAGCUGCUGACAGGCCUUAAAUUGCUGUAAUGCUGUGUGACCAACAGUCAUACCUAAUCAAUUUCUAUUCGAAGUGUGGACGGAUGUUGUUUUUUUUUCUUUUUUUUUCCUACUUCUUCUUCUUCUCCUCCUCCUUCUUCUUCUUGUUCUUUCGGACAAUUAAAUUCUCUCCGCGCUUUAAUUCAUUUGAUGUUUUAUGAAUUAAAUUUUAGACUUUCCUUUCUUUCGUCUCAUCUUACUCCGAUAUUAUCAGUUUUCCUGAUCAUAUUUACAGUAGAAACAAAAAUAAAAAUUAAAAAAAACUAACUCAGUACAGUUGGAAGUGCGCUGUUAAUGGAUGUAAAAUGCGCAGGGAAGUCCUCCCCACUGCUUAAUUGCGCUAAAAUUGGUCAAAGCUACUUUCUGAGAGGCAUCAAUAACCCCCCGCUCUGCAGGGGGUCUGUAUGAUUAAAGUCCCCUCUCUUUCUCGCAGGCCUCUUGAUGUGCUCCCCUCCCUCCCUACUAAAAAUAAAUAAAUAAGUAAGUAAAAAAGGCGAGUGGGCCAAUCCAAACCGCACUCAGAGACGUCACGAAGACAGCACGAGAAGCUGAUUGGAUGGCGCGGGGAGAUGGGAACAGCCCCUGUCCUUUUAUAGGCGACCACCGUCCCACUUGUGCGUAAAAGAAAAAAAAAAAGAAAAGACGCAACUGGGCACUGCUGACAGGCGCAAAAACUCCCACAGUGGAGACCUCACGCUCAAGCCGCCGCGUUUCACCACACGGGCCACGCCGACGUGCAUGGCCCCCAGCCUCUUUUAUCAUACGAUGAAUCCUGCGCAGCCUGGGUCACCGUCUCAAGACGCCAAACGGCAGCUUCACCAAAUGGAGGAGAGCGCGGAGGGCGCGGAGGGCGACGAGUUCCAGCCGAAAGACAUGACCACGGAUAAAGGAUACAAACUGCAGCGGAGCAGCCUGCCCUUCAGCGUCGAGUCGCUGAUUUCUAAGAAGAGCACCUGUCGGACUUCUUACCCGGCCUACGAUUCGACGGCGCCGCCGACGCCUGGAGCCGGUGAGGGCGCGCAGUUCUCGCCGAGGACUUUUUACGCGGAAAGGAAGCUUUCCGGGGAGAGUUCGCAGGGAGUCGCCAAGAGCUCCGGGGAGGACUGCGCGCAAUUUUGCGAGAAAGAGCAGAGCACUUGGUUCCAGACGUCCUCCUUCUCAACACCUCCCCGGAGCUCUAGUCCGACUCAGUGUACCCUAAGGAAGCACAAAAACAACAGGAAACCUCGCACCCCGUUCACUACCUCCCAGCUGCUGGCGCUGGAGCGCAAGUUCCGCCAGAAGCAGUACCUCUCCAUCGCCGAGAGAGCCGAGUUCUCCAACUCUCUCAACCUUACGGAGACUCAGGUCAAAAUCUGGUUCCAGAACCGCCGAGCCAAAGCCAAGAGACUGCAGGAGGCCGAGCUGGAGAAGUUCAAGUUGGCCUCCAAGCCCGUCCUGCCCGCGUUCGCGCUGCCUUUCCCCCUCGGAGCGCACAUGAGCUCUCCGUCGUGGGGCCCCUCCAACGUCUUUCCGAGGCCCAGUCUUCCCGUCCCGGGACUGUUCAGCGGACCCGUCACCUAUGGGAUGUACUAUUUGUCUUAGGAUCUCCUGGAAGACUCCGCGAGGGGAUGAGAAAAAAAAAAUUGUAUUAUUAUUAUUAUUAAAAAAAACCCAAAAAACUCAAAGUUAAGUUGGGAAAUUUUUUUUUUCCAAACAUGCGCGCAUUUCUGGGACUAAAAUGACCUAAAUUUAUGUCCACUUCAGUUUUAAAUUCACAGGGGGAAAAAAAGAAGAAAAACAAAUAAAAUCCUUGAAAUGCCUUGAUCCACUGUGGUUCCGCAAUAAUAUAAACGUGGACGCUUGAAAGAGGAAAAUGAAACAGCAAAGUACUUAUUGUUCGGUGUCUGUGCCUUAAGAAAGCGUCUUUAUUGUCACUUGAAGUGUUUUUUUUUCUUUCUUUUUGUUACCCAGAGUUAUCUGUGUGGUUCUCCGGUGAAGCUGCUGAAAGGAUUGAUAUUUUUAACAGCAGCUCCUGUCAAGUUUUAUAUUUUGUAAUUAAAAAUGAUAAUAAUAAUAAUAAAAAAAAAAACAUAAAAAGGGACCAAAUUAUAUUUUAGUAAUUUGUAUUAGUUUUUUAAACCUUCACAAUGUGGCCUUAAUGGGUAUUAUAGUUUUUUUUUCUUCUUCUUCUUUGCUGUAAUUGUAAAUAAAAUGUGUAGCGUUAAAGAAAAAAAAUAAAAACAAAAAAACAUUGCAGCGUCGUCGGAAGC